AAAGCCCCGCCUCGUGCGUAGACGCGCGGCGACGGCGAUGGGGCUUAGCGGCCGUGCGGUGUGCUGUAUCGGGGCGCUUCUGUGGCGCAGGGCCGUGCUCCCAGGAGCCGGGCCUGCGUCGGGCGUGGGGCCCCAGCUCCGGCUGCUGUCUGUGCGGCGGCUUAAGGCGGGACCAGCGUUUGGCCCGGCCUGCCUGACCGCCGACCGCGCGCGAGGCCUGCACGGCGGGCCCGGCCUGGAGGAGGGGGCCGCGGAGGCAGCCGGCGAGGGGCGCCCGGAGUCAGGCACUGCAGAUCAUACUACUCCCAAGUUUGACAUCGAUGUGCUGGUUUCACUUCUGAGGCAAGAAAAUGCAAGAGACAUUUGUGUGAUCAAGGUUCCUCCAGAAAUGAAAUAUACAGAUUACUUUGUGAUUGGUAGUGGAACUUCCACCCGACACUUACAUGCCAUGGCCUACUACAUUGUGAGAAUGUACAAAUACAUGAAAAGUAAAAGUGAGCCUCAUGUUAAGAUCGAAGGGAAGGACACUGAUGACUGGCUCUGUAUGGAUUUUGGCAACAUGGUGAUUCACUUGAUGCUUCCAGAAACCAGAGAAACCUAUGAAUUAGAGAAAUUGUGGACCCUACGUUCUUAUGAUGACCAGUUAGCUCAGAUAGCUCCUGAAACAUUACCUGAAGACUUCAUUCUUGGAUUAGAAGAUGACACUUCUUCCCUGACUCCAGUGGAGUUCAAAUGUAUCUGGAAAAUGAAGCGGCAUUUGGGGCACAUUACAGAUGAGGAAUGGUCCAUAUUUGGUAAGUACAAAACUCAAUUACAGAAUUAUUCCCUAGCUAUUACCAGAUACUCCAUUACCAAUGCUUAAUUAAAAGUAAAACAUGAUUUGCCACACUAAAUGGCUGUAAGUGAAAUAUAUAGAAUUUAAACCAGCAGAUAUAAAUGCAGCACCAUCUGUAUGAAACAAAUACAAAUACUGGAAAAAUCAAAUACUGAGGAAGAGCUCUGGCCUUAAGCACAUCUCACUUGAAAAAUCCAACCAGAAAACCAGUCCUUUUUUUUUUAAGCAGUUCACUGUAUGAAAAAAAUAAUUAUGAAUGCCAGGUGAAUUCAGUGAUAAAAAGGGCACUUUUGGGCUAACACUACAAAAUAAACUGGUUUUUUGAAAACAUUUAGGAAAACAUUUCAAGUCAUUUUCAAAAUGUCUAAUACGGUGAUUUUCAGAAAAACUUACCCAGUCAGUGUAGAAAUCCACCUUGAAAUACAAAUGAGGCAAAAUGGGUUAUUAUAUAUAUGCCCUGUUCAGAUCAGUAUAAUACGAUGACUGUGAUCAUUUACUAAACAAAAGCAACAAAAUUUGAGAGUCGUAUGGCCUUUGGAGACCAUGCACACCCACAUAAUUGUACAUACCAGGCUUUGUUACCAAAUUAAGGAAUAGACAAAUGAGUUCAGUAUCAAAGGGCAAAUGUUUUAUCACACUCAUUCAAAUUAAUUAUACUCCAAAAAUUGUUUUCUUGUAUUCUCUACCUUGACUUAUUUUCAAAUAACUGAUGGCAGAGAAUACAGAAAUCCUACUGCAUUUUAUGUAAUAUUCUAGGUGGCUUUUCAUUUUUCUUGAUGUAUCAUUUAAAAAUCUUCAAAAUAGCUUAGUGAGGCUUAUAACAAUGCCUGGCACGUGGAGAUGUAGCCUGUUAUUGCUUUUAAACACUCACAUUCACAAAGCAUAUCUUCUGGGGUCUGCUCAAAGCAGAGAUCAAGUGGUCUGAAGUGUACUGGCAAACUCAGCAUGCUAGAUGACAGCUACAACUUGCUUUUUGCCAGUCAGUUUAAAGUCCACAGGGGCUGCAUCUCUUCACGGAUGCUUUUUCUUUAGGUAGUGAUAGUCCAAAGCACAAAGCAUUUCCAUGCAUUCAAUCACAUCGCUAAACAAAUCAGAGCCAUUUAAACUAGCCAUUCCAAAACCUCCUGCAACCACUUUGCUCUGUUAGUACCAUCGAAAACUUUCUCUACCAUAAAUGAAAAAAUGGUAUUGCUGCUCUCCAAAUAUAGGCACUGCUGCACAUCACUGAACAUUUAUUGUUUUUUCCAACUAAUAUCUGUGUCAAAAGCCUCAAAAGACCUGAAAUCAACUUUCCAGCUUUACUGUCACCAGCCAGAAGUAAAAAUUUUUUCUCCAUUAUCUGCCUGUUAGCUAAUUAAAUUUUAACUUUAUUUUUUUAAAAAACAGGUGGACUUUUAUCUUUACAAAGUAUAUAAAAUUUAAAAAAACAAAACAAAAACAAUUUUGCUUCCAUUGCAUUACUGAGAAUACCUGAGGUAGUUGAGUAAAAAUGCACAUUUAAUACCCCUGCCAACACCAUUCAGCACUUCCCUUAGGUUAUCAUGUUAGUGUUAGAUAAAAAUAAAAUCAAGAACAGUUUUCUAAGCUAAUGGCUUAACAUUUAAGGUCCUGUAAUCUAUUCUGAUCCAAUUUUAACAGUUGGACAUAGGAGCAAUCUAUAUUUUAUGAAUUUAGUGAAUGUAUCAUACAGCCAACUUCUGGCAUUAUGGGGGAUUAAGAAAAAUGAGAAUAGUUGUUACACUGAGAAUAACAACAAAAGGGAAGUGCAGAGCUCGUUUCUUUCCCUCCCCUCAUUUUUUUUUUUUUUUUAAAGCUGGGUGUCAUACAUUUCAGAGAGCAUAAAGUAUACAUUCUCACAGAGACAGUUCAAAAGUUGCCUGGUCCUCAGAAACAACUGGCUAGGUAGAAACUUGUGCCUGUGAUUCCGGAUGGGGUUCGAGCGCCCGUCUGUCUUUGGUCUGGCGGCGGCCCCUGUGGCUGCCGAGCCUCACUUGCGCCGUGGCUGAGGGGGUCCGCCCUGCACACCUUUGUGCUGCUGGUGCUGCCUCACCUGAGUCAGAAUUUCCUGAAUUUUCCUCUGGGCAACCUACGAGAGGACAGAGCUUUGAAAUUUCUACCUUUUAAAAAUUAACUACGUUAUUUUACUCUUCCAUUUCAACUUGAGAAAUUUAUUUGAAGAUUAAAGAUACAUACUAGUUUGCUAGUAAGUCUUUGAAAUCACCAGCUAAAAGGGUGAGUAAGUGUUUAGCGCCAAACAAUUUACACGAGAUGGGGACACCCACAGAGAACUGCUUAUCCCAUCAGAGCCCACUUGCCUGGCACGCGUAAAAGUGACCAGUUAUUUUGACAAUCACUUGGUCAUUCUCAUCAGGUGUCUGGUCACGAGGGACAACAACUUCUGCACUUGACAAAUUCUGGAGCUCAUUCACCUGAGAGAGAAAUAGGAAUCAUGUUAAGUCGAGGUGACUUCUUAAAUCAACUAUUUCCUGAGCACUUACUACAUGCCAAACACUGAGCUGUGGCUUUACAAAUUUCAUCUAAUCCAGCAAUAAUUCUGUCAGGUUAUUAAUACUGUCCCCAUUUCAAGAUAAUUAAAACCAAGUCUUACCCAAAGAAACCACUUGCCCAAAGCUAUACGUAUAAGUGAAUGGCAAAACCAGAUUCAGACCCUGAAAGUCCGAUUCCAAAGUGUAUACUCUCUAUCACUUCAAAAUUGUAAAUAGCUCUGAAAACAACUUAGAAGUUACAGAUGUUAAAGACACUAGAAACCAUUUGCCUUUUUCAGUUUCAGAGGUGUAAGGGUAGAUGAAUUUUUUUCAAAUUUUCAUGUCAUUUUGUGAUAAAAUUUAAUAAAGGUGGAGUUAAUAUGAACAGAAAAAUGCUAAAUGUUCCUUUAUAACUAUGAGCCGAUCCUCUCACACAAAGUGGUCUGGAAGAGAGAUGCAUUGCUUUUACUAGCAGCUGACACCAGCACUCAGGAGGAACAAAAGGCAGUCUUCUGCAAACCUUGGCCCAGAUGAUCCUGCCUUUUAUAAGUUAGCCAAAAUUCAGGGACUUGGAACGCCUAAGUACCUUUCAAUGCUUUCCCUUUCAUACCACUGCACAGGUUUUGCUGAAGUACUUGCCGUUUUGCCUCCUUUUCCAAUAACUCUGCCAGCAGCAAAGGAUGGCACUCUGAUGUGAGCUUCAAGUUUCACCUCUUCUUUAGGGCUAACAAAGUUUUCUUCUUUAAUUUUUCCAUAAAUUCUUCCCUGAGCCUAGAGAUGAAAACAUAUCCUGUCAGUGUCAUUCAUGUAAGCAGUGUCAUGAAGGAUGGCCCAGAUCCACUGCAAUAGCUCUUCACAGUGACACAUCUGCCUUUGACAGGUUGUUGAAUUGCGAGUAAGAGACGGAGACGUUAGGAAGCCCUAGAAAAGGGUGACAGUAACAACUACACGGCACAGAUAGGGUCAGUUGAAUGAUUGAUGAAAUAAAAAUAAGCCAUAUUCUUCUGACACAAA
Molecule: messenger RNA, 4335 nt
Organism: Manis javanica (Malayan pangolin)
Lineage: Eukaryota; Metazoa; Chordata; Mammalia; Pholidota; Manidae
Gene: MALSU1
Product: mitochondrial assembly of ribosomal large subunit 1
Biological process (GO): negative regulation of ribosome biogenesis; negative regulation of translation
Cellular component (GO): mitochondrion
Molecular function (GO): ribosomal large subunit binding
Source: RefSeq, a predicted model, not a curated record